Aedes aegypti (yellow fever mosquito) is the source of this 1723-nucleotide messenger RNA. It is a transcript of the gene Cpr66D, whose product is annotated as kinesin-related protein 6. Gene Ontology annotation, cellular component: extracellular matrix. The transcript is spliced from 4 exons. The record is from RefSeq and is a predicted model, not a curated record. Lineage: Eukaryota; Metazoa; Arthropoda; Insecta; Diptera; Culicidae. The coding region runs from base 349 to 1122 and encodes 257 amino acids.
ACUGAGCCACCGGCUUCGAUGCAACGGCAGAGCAUCGAAUUGAGCGAAAUUUUCACAGAGCCCACAUUUCGAGCCCCACCUGAAACGAACCGAAACGCAGCAACUCCCCCCGGGUAGUAUAUAAAUCGAAUUGCCCAUUCCAGCUGUAGCUCACUGUGGAUCUUACUGUGUGUGGUUGAGCAGCUGCAAGUAGAAUCGUGAUCGUGUGAAUUGAUUUGGUGUUUCCCCAAAAUACGAAAGGACUCUUUACAACGGGCAGUGAUAGUGUGUUUAGUUGUGGGUACACGUGUGUGACAAAUCGAAGAAUAUUAGUUUAGAUCCCGCUGAAUAACCAGAAAAGGAAAAAAAAUGCGUGCGAUAGUGCUAAUUUCGGUCCUGUGCGCAGGACUUACGGUCGCCUUCCCACAGCAAGCCAUAGAUCCUGCCUACCUGCGUCAGUAUUACCAACAGAUUGCGGCUCAGGCCGGUGCCCAAGGAGGUUCAGCCCAGGCCCGUGCCGAUGCGACACCGAUCUACGAACAGGGAGCCCAGGAACAGCAACACGUUCCACAAUAUGUCCACCAACAGGAUCAGAUUCAGAGGCAGUACCAGCAGCCACAACAGGUUAGGCAAUAUCAGCCUCAAUACCAGCCACAGCAAAUCCAAUACGUCCAGGAACAGCAGCAGUUCGCUCAACCCAAGCAGAUUAAGGUAUCGAAGCCCCGUCCAGCCCAGCAGUACCAAGGACUAGGCCAAGCCACGGGAGGCCAGAAGCACCUCGAAGACGAAGAAGACUAUGACCCCAACCCAUCCUACCAGUUCGGUUUUGACGUCAAGGACGACGAGUUCACCAACUACCAAAACCGCAAGGAACAGCGCGACGGCAACGUAAUCAAGGGCAGCUACUCGGUCGUCGACUCUGACGGAUUCAUCCGUACCGUUACCUACACCGCCGAUCCGAAGGAGGGCUUUAAGGCCGAAGUCAGCCGUCAGCCAACAGACAUCGUCGUCAAGACCCCCAAACCAAUCCCGGAAUACCAGCAGCAGUCCCACCAAAUCCACCAGCAGCAGCAACCUCAGCAGCAGCACCGUCUUCAGCAGCAGCCUCAGAAGCCCCGACCUGACUACACCCAGUACCAGUAAGGCAGUAGGCUAGCGAGGUCAAAAGGCUGAUGAUAUACAAGACUUAUCCUACUUCCUUUCCCUCAAAAAGUAUCCCUUCCUACACUCCUAUAUCAUUUAGCAUCUCAUCAUCUUAGAAAAAGAAGAAAAACUAUAAUUUAUGAUAAUAUUAUAAUAGUGUUAAUUAUUAUUGUACGUUAGAAGAGAACACCGUUAUACUGAAACACAUCACCACUGCCGCAGCGUGAGUUCAAAUUGCAACGCUAUUUAUAGAAGAAGAGACAUGAUUCACCUACAAACAGUUAAAAACAACACACCGAGCUGAAAUUAAUCCAUUCUAGCUUUUUUUUAAUAUCCACAGUUGUUGUCACUGCGAGGCGAAAGUGGAAAUUAAAACGUGUCGUUUAUUUUCACUUCAGCCGGCUUGGCACGAUUUACGAGUAAGGUCAUCUUACGGUAAACGAGAACAUGAAUUCAUAAAAAAAAGUAUCAACUUCAGUUUUUGCGAUCAAUUGAAAGAGGCACCCGCAGAGGGUGAAUUGUGUCGAACUUUUUGACGCUCUCAUUUAAACCACCAUCACGCUGCUGUAGCAAAACAUGAUUGAAAUAAUAAGAUGAAAAA